CAUCGCGUGCGCGUCCACUCAGUGUACACACACACACUCUCAUACUAUAUAUACAUAUAUAUAUAUAUAAAGGGGAAAAAAAAGUCGUAACUGAAGAUAAGCAUAAAUUUAGAAAAUGUUGCGUUCGUUGUGCUACGGCCUGCUGGCCUUCGCCUGCCUGUUUUCCAUGGGAAAUUCCGACCUAGAGCUGUUGCGCGAUGUACGCAACCAGGAGAACCAGGCCCUGGUGCAGAAAUACUACGAUGCACACUCGACGCUGCCGCCACUGUUGUCGCCUGGCCUUGUCGCCAGCUUGUCAGCGCCCGCUGAAUAUGCUAGUCCCAGCUAUAGCUACAGUGCUGGUUCCGGUUCCGGUUCGAGUACGGGCUAUGUGGAUGUGGCCGCCUCGGAUGAUAUUGCACGGCAUAUUUUGACCUUCGCGCAAAAUCUGUCCAAUCAGAUUAACAGCAGUAAUCGCAAAACAACCGUAUUCUCACCGCUGAGCAUUAUGUCCGCGCUGGCGCUGCUGCUGCUCGGCGCCAAAGGGCGCAGCUACACGGAACUGAUCGCCGUAUUUGGCCAAAGCGACAUGGUUAAGCUGCACGAACAGUUCGGCCUCAUGCUGCAGGAUGUGCAGCAGCCAACCAGGCAGACGACCUCGCCGCAACGCCAGCUGGACGCGUGGCACAGCAACAGCAUACGGCGCAGCCUGCGCACCUAUCCGCGCAACCGGAACGCGCCGCAGGAGGUGCAUGUGGCCAACGGGCUGUUCCUGCAGUACGGCUACAGCUUGAAUCCAGAUUACAGACAAGCGAUCAUUCAAAUCUACAAAUCGGACCUACAGACGCUCGACUUUCAGCGUAGUCCAGCCAUAGCGAAAUAUAACAUCAACUCGUGGGUGGAACAGCACACGAAGGGCAAAAUCGAGAAUAUUCUGACAGAUGAUUUGCCACAGGACACACGCAUUAUAAUGGCCAAUGCUUUGUACUUUAAGGCCAUGUGGGAAAUUGAUUUUAUUGGCGGCGCGACCAAAGUGGAGGAAUUCUAUCCGAAUGGCGAGGGCACCCAGCCCGUGCUGCCCGUGGAGAUGAUGGUCGGUGCCGGCGCCUUUCCCUACUAUGAGGAUCCGCAGCUGAAUUGUCGCAUUAUUGGUCUGCCGUAUCAUGGUAAUCUCACGACCAUGUACGUUAUACAGCCGAUGCGUUCAUCCGUGGUGGAGCUGGCGCAAUUGCAGCAAAGACUUACUGCGGAUGCCAUUGAGCACAUGAUUGGCCAGAUGAGCAGACGAUCCAUAAUUAUAGCAUUCCCCAAGCUGCACAUUACCGAAUCCUUCAAACUGCACAGCCUGCUCGAACGCAUGGGCAUCGGCGGCAUCUUCAAUCCCGUCCAAAGCGAUCUGUCAUUGAUAGGCACAAAUCAACCGGCAGCAGCUGUUCCGGCAGUGGCAACGGAUCGCAGCCAUGCGGAUGGCUUGGCCAGCUUGCGGAACCUGGUGGCACAGCGGCAGGCGGCAAUGUCAGUACAAGGCCCAACUCCGCCUUCCGAUCUCAUUGUAUCCGAUAUUUUGCACAAGGUUGACUUUGUGGUCAAUGAACAGGGCACUGAGGCGGCCGCUGCAUCGGCUGCUAUUCUGAAAAAGUCUGGUCCCGAGGUGGUAUUCCGCGCCGAGACACCAUUCAUGCUGCUGGUGCGUCACGAUCUGACAAAGCUUCCAUUAUUCUACGGCCUGAUCAAUGAGCCGCCCACAGUCAAAGCCGCCAGUUCAGAGCGUCAAAACUAGAGACCUAAGUAACUUUCAUAAUUAGCAACUUAAGUAGUUAGCAUUAAUAACUAAGCCUGUGCAUGUAUUUAUAAAAUUUCCAUUAUAAGAUUGUUAGUAAAUAUAUAACUAUAAAUAUGUUAAACAAUCUAAUUAGUGUACAUAUGUAAAUGAGCCUUAAAUUCAAUAAGAUUAAUAAAAA
Messenger RNA from Drosophila novamexicana, 1940 nucleotides. It is a transcript of the gene Spn28Dc, whose product is annotated as serine protease inhibitor 28Dc. The record is from RefSeq and is a predicted model, not a curated record. Gene Ontology annotation, molecular function: serine-type endopeptidase inhibitor activity. The transcript has 2 exons. Bases 116 to 1759 code for a protein of 547 amino acids. Lineage: Eukaryota; Metazoa; Arthropoda; Insecta; Diptera; Drosophilidae.